This is a messenger RNA of Pararge aegeria (speckled wood butterfly), 672 nucleotides long. It is a transcript of the gene JTBR, whose product is annotated as protein JTB. NCBI's taxonomy places the organism in Eukaryota, Metazoa, Arthropoda, Insecta, Lepidoptera, Nymphalidae. Gene Ontology annotation, cellular component: membrane; cytoplasm; midbody. Gene Ontology annotation, biological process: mitotic cytokinesis. The record is from RefSeq and is a predicted model, not a curated record. Bases 141 to 608 code for a protein of 155 amino acids. The transcript is spliced from 5 exons.
AAUCACUUUGGUUUCGAAAAAAAAAACUUGUUUACUUAUUUUAACACUGAAGUAAAGCUAACUACAUUUUUCCUUAUAAACGACCCGAGUCCACAAAGUAACUCAUGGUGAAAUCCCUUGAUACAACUUAACCAUCGAAAAUGAUUGAAACUUGUUCGAAACGAUGCAUGUUAUUAGGAACUAUAUUAAUGGGAGUGUUGACUAUAGUGGUUUUAAUACUAGAAUCGCAUCUCGCUGAUACUCUGUCAGGUAGCCAGAGAAGGAAUAAAACUUUCCCCACAGAAAAUAACUCAACUUGUUGGGUUCACCAACCAUAUACUGUAAUAAGUGAAUGCCAUCCUUGCUCAGAUUUUGAAAUUCGGAGCAAGAGUAUUGGAGUAUGCAUUCAUACCAGCUUCAAAGAAAUACUGAAAUGUAAAAGUGGUGAAACAGUAACAAGAAGUUGUGAUCGAGUGGCAUAUUUAGAGGAAAGGGCUUACUGGACAUUUACAAUUUGGUCUCUCAUUAUAGGUCUGGUGUCUUGUUUUGCUGUGAUGCUUAGAACUAGAGUUUUAAAUUUUAGAGCUAAAAAGAGAGCCCAAAAGGCACUUAGUAAUGGAGCUAUUUAAGUUAGGUUAUGUCAAUCAUUUAAGUGUAAUAAUGUAUUAUAAUUAAAUUAUUUAUUCUUGUCAA